UCCCAUCACCUCUGAGCUAGCCGCCUCAUAACUCCUCCUUCUCUCCUUCGCUCUCUCUGAAAGUGAGGCGAGACAGGGUGACUGUACACGCCAUUGCAGAGACAGUUGAAGCUACAGUGGAACGCUGCGUUUUGGAGAUUAGGUUUUUGAAUUACUCGGCGGUCAACAAGUACUCCUCGUUAGUCUUUGUCUUUUCACUCGGUUUCAUGCUGCCAUAGGUUUUCUCCAACUCUCAGCUCUCAGCUCUCUACUCUCUACUCUCUCUUGGUUGUGCUUCAGAUCGAGUUGAGGGCCUUUGGAACAACGUCGUCAAACCUGAGCUUCAGUGGGAAAUGCUGGACUACGAAUGGGGGAACCCAUCUCCGAUCAUGCUCUCCGGAGACGAGCCCCCUCAGGAUUCGGACCAGACCCGCCAGAUAUUCGACCACUACCACCAAACCUUCACCGACGGACUCGUCGCUCCGGCGACCGCCUUCUUCCACCACCAGAGCCAGCCUCAGCCCGCUCAUAUUCACUCCCUCUACGACCCACGCGCCUACCACACGUACCAGGCCCCCCCGCCGGCGAUGCUGUCGCUUGAGCCGGUGGCCGGGACGUCCGCCGGCGGGGGGACCGGGUUUAUGGUGGUGCCGAAGAGCGAGGAGAUGGUGCCGGCGGCGGAUUUCACGGCGAGAAUUGGGCUGAAUUUGGGGGGCAGAACGUAUUUCUCCUCCGAGGACGACUUCGUGAACCGGCUGUACCAGAGGCGGUCGAGACCGGCGGAACCCGGUUUGACGAACUCGCCGAGGUGUCAAGCCGAGGGCUGUAAUGCCGAUCUCACCCACGCCAAGCAUUACCACCGCCGCCACAAGGUCUGCGAGUUCCACUCCAAAGCCUCUACAGUCUUCGCCGCCGGGUUGACUCAGCGCUUCUGCCAACAAUGUAGCAGAUUCCAUCUUCUCUCGGAAUUCGACAACGGAAAGCGCAGUUGCCGGAAAAGAUUGGCCGAUCACAACCGCCGCCGCCGAAAGUCGCAGCAACCCAUUCAAGAUAACCACAAGCUGCACCAGCACCACCUCGAAAAUGCCCGGAAUUCAUCUUCCGACAACAUCACUAGGUCGCCGCCAGAUUCCGGAGCUCACUCGUCGUCGUCGGUGACGGUGGCGGUGUCGCCGCCGCGGAUGACGUUGGAUUGCUUCCGGCAAAGGCCGUACCAAACGACGGCGUCAUCGGCAUCGUCAAGCUCACUGUUUUUCCCGAGUGGGUGAUUUUCAGGUCCCGGAACGACGUCGCAUUCGCGUUGGCGUCGUCAAAGCUCUCACCUUUUUCGUUACUGGGUGAAUUUCCAUCUAUAAACGACGCCGUAUUGAGGGAAGACCUAGUAAAAUAACAUGGUGAAGAAGGGAGAGGUAUCUUUCAUCACAUUAACGUGUAGUCUCUUUUAUUUUCUUUCAUUUUAAUGUUUGGAACAUUUAUUUUUCUUUUCCUGGAAAAAAAAAAAAAAAAAAAGGAACGGCCGGGAUUUAUGUGUAACUCUAAUUCUCAGCAAUCCAAGAAAUAUGAUUCCGGGAAAACCAACUCCA
This is a messenger RNA of Vitis vinifera (wine grape), 1562 nucleotides long. Its product is annotated as squamosa promoter-binding-like protein 8. The record is from RefSeq and is a predicted model, not a curated record. NCBI's taxonomy places the organism in Eukaryota, Viridiplantae, Streptophyta, Magnoliopsida, Vitales, Vitaceae. The transcript has 4 exons. The coding region runs from base 333 to 1247 and encodes 304 amino acids. Gene Ontology annotation, molecular function: DNA binding. Gene Ontology annotation, cellular component: nucleus.